Messenger RNA from Clupea harengus (Atlantic herring), 1422 nucleotides. RefSeq names its product heme-binding protein soul3 (gene soul3). Gene Ontology annotation, molecular function: heme binding. The record is from RefSeq and is a predicted model, not a curated record. NCBI's taxonomy places the organism in Eukaryota, Metazoa, Chordata, Actinopteri, Clupeiformes, Clupeidae.
UUCAACAGUCCACUGGAAACGUCACGUACAAACGCGAGUCGAAGUGUUGCAGUUUACGGUAGCAGAUAAAAUAGUGCAGGUUCAAAUGAUACCUGUGCUUGCUGUGUACGUAAGUAAGAACACUAUGUAGGUAUUUAAAUGAGAAGCUACGAAUGGCUGAAUAGCUAUCAGCUAUUUUCACCGCCUUUCCGACUAUCCGUACGGACUCCACAGUUCUACAGUAUCUAGUGUAACAAUAAAGUAAAUGUUAUUUAUUUAAACGCUGAGAUCAGUGGUCCCAUCAAAACAGAAACGAAAUAUAAUCGGAAGCAAGUAUGGACCGCGGAGGGUGUCGUUUAAAUGGUGGAGGGGGCGAAAGUCAGGGUAGCGAGGACAACAGGCCGGGCAUGGGAUCCCAUUCCGGGAUGAUUACACUGGAAGAUCUCGAAUCUUUCUCGGAGGACCAGCUCUCCGACUCCGGGAACGGGAGCCUGGAAGAGGGCGAAACCAUGGAGGAGGAGGACGAGAAUCAGGACAGGCUGCUGCAUUACUGGCAGGACGUGGCGAGGGGACAUCGUGUGGAGGUGCCUGGAGACAUGGCAGAGCCAAUCCAGCAGCUCACCAGCAACAAUAACGGCUCACACACCCGCGAGAGGGUCCCCUUCUCGCUCAUCACCCGAAAGGAGAAGUGUGGGGAUGUGCACUACGAGAAGCGCCACUAUGAGAAAGCUCAUUGGGCCUGCAUCACGGUCUCAGAGGAAACGUACGAGCAGAGCAUCUGCUACGGCUUCAUGAGGAUCAUGAGAUACAUCUGCCAGCAAAACGCAACAGGUAACUACCUGGGCAUGACACUACCCAUCGUCACCGUGGUGCGCACCGAUGCAACGCGUAGGGACCUGGCGCGAUCCGUCACCGUGGGCUACUUCCUGCCUGAGCAGCACCAGGCCCAGCCCCCACAGCCUAUCGACUCGGACAUCACCAUCGAGGAGUGGUCCGCCGCCAUUAUCUACGCCAGGGCUUUCACUGGUCCUACUAAUGAAGUCACCAUCAUGAGUGAGAUCCAAGCCAUGGCAGAGGCUCUGGACACACCUGACGACUGCGUCAACGAUACCUUCAUCAUCGCCGGUUACACCAACCCUGCCCACGCCAACCGACAGAACGAGAUCUGGUUCAUGGAGAAGCGCUGAACGCCUGGAUUUGAAACUUUAUGGACUGCUCUCCCUUUUUCCCACCAUCCUCCCAGACUAACUCCACCCAAGUUUAAUCCAAACUGACCCUUCUUGCCCCAUUCACUGAAUCUAAUACGUCGGUUUGGAUAAAAGCGUCUGCUAAAUGACUAAAUGUAAAUGUAAUCCCAGCACACCCCCUUGACCAGUUUGUAACCCCUCAUACAGGCACACCUCUACCGUCCUCCCUUAUUUUAGGAGUGAGUAUUGGGCCGGG